AUGCCACGGUGGCCUACACAGCGUCUCCUCGCCACCGGCGCCUGCGCCCACGGCCAGCUCACCACUGGCGGCCUACGUGCGCCAAUCUCAUGUGCUGGAUGGGCUACCCCGCCGGGAUCCGUGUCGGCGUCGACUACAUGUCUUCAACCACCUCCAGUUCACCGUCCUCGUCGGGAUCUCGAGGCGGGGUCACCGCCGACCGAGAGGCAGGGCAACGCGCUGCUUCGACCUCGCCAAAACCACCUCACCGAUGGGGUGGGAGCCGCGUGGAGGAGAUGGUGGAGGCACGGAGGAGGUGGUGGCGAAGGUGAGGAAGAUGGCGUGGGCGCACGGAAGCUUCCUGGUGAGCCGCUGGGGAGGAAGGAAGGGGUGGAGCCGCGGGGAGGGAGACGAUGGCGGCGGCGCUGUCAUGGCAAGGUGGGUAGUGCCGGAGGGGGCAACGUGGGAUUCGGAGGAAGACACCGCAGGUGUGGGAGGGAGUGGAGGUGUGACAGGAGCAGCAAGCGCGCCAUGGAUCCGUGCCCGUUCGUGCGGGUGCUGGUCGGCAACCUCGCGCUCAGAAUGCCGGUGGCGCCGCCGGCCGCCGGGGCCGGCGCGGGCGUCCACCCGUCCACGUCGCCGUGCUACUGCAAGAUCCGGCUCGGGAAGAUGCCGGUCCAGACCGUUCCGGCGCCGCUCGUGGUCUCCGACGGCGGCGAGCAGACGCCGGCGUCCGGGGCCCUCGCCGCCGCGUUCCACCUGUCCAAGGCUGACCUGGCGUGGUUCAACGGGAAGCCGUCGCUCUUCUCGUCGCGCGGGGAGGCCAGCCUGAAGGUGUCGGUCUACGCCGGCCGGAAGGGGAGUACCUGCGGCGUCAGCUCCGGGCGGCUGCUUGGGAAGGCUACGAUCCCGCUCGACCUCAAGGGCGCCGAGGCCAAGCCCGCCGUGCUGCACAGCGGCUGGAUCUCCAUCGGGAAGCGAGCCGGGAAGGGCCGCCUCGCGGCGGCGACGGUGCUCAGCCUCACCGUCCGCGCGGAGCCGGACCCGCGAUUUGUCUUCGAGUUCGACGGCGAGCCGGAGUGCAGCCCGCCGGUGCUGCAGGUGGGCAGCACCAUGAAGCAGCCCAUGUUCACCUGCAAGUUCGGAUGCCGCAGCAACAGCGACCUGCGCAGGCCGGGGAUGCAGCCGGAGCGCGACGCCGGCGCGUCGGCCAAGGAGCGCAAGGGGUGGUCGGUGACGGUGCACGACCUGAAGGGCUCCCCCGUGGCGAUGGCGUCCAUGAUCACGCCUUUCGUGCCGUCGCCGGGCACGGACCGCGUGAGCCGCUCCAACCCGGGCGCGUGGCUCAUCCUUCGCCCCGCAGGCGACGGCGCCUGGGAGCCCUGGGCGCGCCUCGAGUGCUGGCGCGAGCGCGGCGGCGCCGGCGCGUCCGACAGCCUGGGCUACCACUUCGACCUCCUCGUCCCCGGUGCGGACCACGCCGUCGCACUCGCCGACUCCUCCAUCCCCUCAUCCAAGGGCGGCAAGUUCGCCAUCGACCUGACCGCCGCGCAGCCGCUCAGCCGGGGCGGCACGCCCGGGUGCAGCCCGAGAGGCAGCGGCGACCUAAGCAACUGGCCCCUGGGCAACUACCGCGGCUUCGUCAUGUCCGCCGCGGUGCAGGGCGAGGGCCGGUGCAGCAAGCCGACGGUCGAGGUCGGGGUGGCGCACAUCGGGUGCGCCGAGGACGCGGCGGCAUUCGUGGCCCUCGCGGCGGCCGUGGACCUGAGCAUGGACGCGUGCAGGCUCUUCUCCAACCGGCUGAGGAAAGAGCUCUCGCACCUGCGGGCCGACCUACUCCGGUGA
Molecule: messenger RNA, 1824 nt
Organism: Miscanthus lutarioriparius
Lineage: Eukaryota; Viridiplantae; Streptophyta; Magnoliopsida; Poales; Poaceae
Source: the annotation of a GenBank genome assembly